AUGGGCAUGUUACAUAUGUCGUAUACCAGUAGAAAUGAAGAUGGAGACGUGGACAGUCAUAGUCACAGUUAUGUUUGUUGCCUUUGCUGUAAUGACCGCGGUGGUGGAGGUGGAGGCUUAGGCGGUGGAGCCCAUAUUAAUAACGACGUUGAAGCCAAUAUUGGCAUUGGAACAGGCUUUGGCGGUGGGGCUGACUAUGGCGGUGGAGCUGGUUUUGGUGAAGGCGGCAUAGGAGGUGGAGCUGGUUUUGGCGGUGGAGGUGAUUUUGGUGGUGGUGGUGGUGGUGGUGGAGGGGGAGGAGGACAUGUUGGCAGCGCAUGUUAA
Molecule: messenger RNA, 324 nt
Organism: Prunus armeniaca (apricot)
Lineage: Eukaryota; Viridiplantae; Streptophyta; Magnoliopsida; Rosales; Rosaceae
Source: the annotation of a GenBank genome assembly